ACAACACAACACCCGGCAUAUAAAGCAGCAGCAGCUCCCCUGACCUCCACUACCUAUGAGUGACCCCUCUUAUCCACCAUCUCAUCUACUCAUAGUCUCAUACACAUCCGUCCUUCCUCCCUCUUUGUUGAUUUCUCUCGCGCUUAAUCAAGCGAGAUAACCUUCCACUAGCUAAUCAUCUUCACACCCACAUCGACUAGUGCGAGUGAUCCUACAAACUUGCUUGAUCUACGCUACGCACGCGCGCAGAGAUUAGAGGAUGAGAGCUGGGGGCUGCACGGUGCAGCAGGCGCUGACGCCGGAGGCAGCGGCGGUGGUGAAGCAGGCGGUGAGCCUGGCCCGGCGGCGGGGGAACGCGCAGGUGACGCCGCUGCACGUGGCGAGCGCCAUGCUGCAGCAGCAGGCGGCCGCGCCGCCGACGUCGGGACUCCUGCGGGCCGCGUGCCUCCGGUCUCACUCGCACCCGCUGCAGUGCAAGGCCCUGGAGCUCUGCUUCAACGUCGCGCUCAACCGCCUCCCGGCGUCCGCCUCGCCACUCCUUGGCGCGCACGGACAUGUCUACUACCCGCCGUCCCUUUCCAACGCGCUCGUCGCCGCCUUCAAGCGAGCGCAGGCGCACCAGCGCCGGGGCUCCGUCGACACGCAGCAGCAGCCCGUGCUCGCCGUCAAGAUCGAGCUCGAGCAGCUCGUCAUCUCCAUCCUCGACGACCCCAGCGUCAGCCGCGUCAUGCGCGAGGCCGGCUUCUGCAGCACACAGAUCAAGGCCAACGUCGAGAAGGCCGUCUCUUCAAUUGAAGGAAACAACUCUGCUUGUACCACCGCACUCCCAAACCCUAACCCUAGUGCAGCUCCAUCUGAAGAAACCAAGCCUAGUAAGCUACUACCUCUCGAGCAAGUCCGCGACGAGGACGUCGCGGCCAUCCUGGAUGGCCUGGCCACCCGAAGGAAGAGGCGUGUCAUGGUCGUCGCCGAGUGCGCGGCCGCGGCCGAGGCAGCAACGCGAGCAGCGGUAGACAAGAUCAAGCGUGGCGAGGCCCUGCGCACCGCGCAGGUGGUUAGCCUCAGCGUGUCCAGGUUCCGGGACCUGCCGAGGGACGAGGCAGAGCGGCAGCUCGCGGAGCUCCGGUGCGCGGUCAAGGCCGCCGGCGUCAGGGCGGUCGGCGUGGUGCUCGUGGUGGAGGACCUCGGAUGGGCAGCUGAAUUCUGGGCGGGGCGCGCCGAGGCGGGGAGGGGGAGGUGGCCGUCGAGCUGCUGCUACUACUGCGCCGUGGAGCACGCCGUCACGGAGGUGCGCGCCCUGGCUUGCCUCGACGGCGAUGGCGUCGGCGUCUGGCUCAUCGGCCACGGCACGUACCAGAGCUACAUGAGGUGCAGAGCCGGGCACCCAUCGUUGGAGAUCCUCUGGGAGCUCCAGACGCUCGCCGUCCCCACCGGCAGCCUUGCACUGAGCCUCAGCUGCGUCGACGCGAGUGCAAUGUCAGUCGAUCACCAGUCGAUCAGGGCAAAGUGCGAAGGAAGUGGGAACGGGUCGCGUUGCAUGUCGCUUUUGGAUGCCGGUGGCUCCGGCCAACUGACGGCCGUUUCCAGCUGCUGCGGCAAAUGCUCUGCAAUAAAGUGCGUGGCCAAGGCGUUGCCACGCUCAGUCGCGCCGUCGUCCAGCAUUCCUCCUUGGCUUCAGCAUUGCCGUGAUCAGAAAUGGAGCUCAACAUGCGGCGGCUCGCCGUCUCAUCCCCGGACGACUCUGAACUUCUCUACGGUGGCGUCGCCGUCCUCCUCCGUCUCCUCUUACGAGCAGCACUACCACCUGCGCCAGCCAUGGCUUGUCGCUGACGCCCAUGAGGCGAAGCACCCAUGGAAAUCCAGGUGCGGCGGCCAGGUCCACGUCCUCGACGACGAGGACGUCAAGGUUAUAAGCGCGAUAAAGGUCAACUCCCACGACUCGAGCGCGUCCAACGGCUCCGUGAAGGUGGAGUGCCGCUCCCGGUUCAAGGAGCUCAGCGCCGAGAACCUCAAGGUCCUCUGCUCCGCGCUGGAGAAGGAGGUGCCGUGGCAGGCGGAGAUUAUUCCCGAGAUCGCGAGCACGGUCCUAAGGUGCCGGUCGGGCAUGGCGAAGAGGCGCGACGCCGACGCCUCGAGGACGGUGAGCGCGAAGGAGGACACGUGGCUAUUCUUCCAAGGAGGCGACGCCGAUGGCAAGGUGAGGGUGGCCAGGGAGCUGGCCAGCCUCGUCUUCGGCUCGCGCAAGAGCUUCGUAUCCAUCGGCGCCACCGCGGCGUCGCCCGCGCGGUCGGACUCCACCAAGCAGCAGCACCGGAACAAGCGGCCAAGGUCAACGGAGGCGAACAACGACAGCUGCCUCGAGAGGCUCUACCAGGCCGUUCGCGACAACCCGCACCGCGUCAUCCUGGUGGAGGACGUCGAGCAGGCCAGGCGGUGCCAUAUGGGGGUUCUGGAGGCCAUAGAGAACGGGGUGGUCCGGAGCCAUGGCGGCGACGAGGCUGCCCUCGGAGACGCCAUAAUCGUCCUGAGCUGCGAGAGCUUCGACUCGAGGUCGAGAAACUCCUCGCCGCCGACGACCAAGAAGGCGAAGACGGAAUGCGAGGAGGAACCCAAAGGGGAAGAGGGCACAGGCGAUCACCACAACAAGGAAGCCAUCACCGCAGCCACGUCGUCGCCAUCACCUUGCUUUGAUCUGAACAUGAGCGUGGACAACGACGAGGUGGGGGAGAGUUGCUUCACAGAUGCUGGCCUGCUCAAGGCAGUGGACCGUGCGUUCUUCUUCAGACGACCCGAUCAAAGUAGUGAUUAGUUAGCUAGUGAUCAACCAUAUUAGUGUGAAAUGACUGAUGCUUGACUGUUAUUUCUCUCUUUGUUCUUCUCUGUAAUGUUUGUUAGUUUUUCCUCUUUCCUUUUCACUUGGGAAAGAUAAUAUAUUGUACGUGUUGGAAGAAUGGAGUUCUAGCAUCCU
Phragmites australis (common reed) is the source of this 2968-nucleotide messenger RNA. RefSeq names its product protein SMAX1-LIKE 3-like. The transcript has 3 exons. The record is from RefSeq and is a predicted model, not a curated record. Lineage: Eukaryota; Viridiplantae; Streptophyta; Magnoliopsida; Poales; Poaceae. Bases 260 to 2809 code for a protein of 849 amino acids.